GCUUUGGGAUGAUACACAUUAUGCUACGUCCCACAGGACCACUCACUCUCCAACAACAUUCUCUCAAGUCUGUGACAACUAUUUGGCUUCUUCCUGUUGUGACACUUGUCGUCGCAUCUUCUUCUGGAGGCAUGCUCGUGCCGGCGCUUCAGGUCUAUUCCCCCUCGUAUGCGUUGCUCACGGCGACGUUCUCCAUGUGCACGGUUGUAAUAGGUCUUAGCCUUUCCCUGAUGCUACUCACCAUAUACGUCCUUCGGCUGGUCGUAUAUGGUUACCCCACGGGUGCAUCGAUCCUGUCCGUCUUUCUUCCCGUUGGUCCUUGUGGACAGGCAGCAUACUCGUUCCUUAAGGCUGGGGUCCGCUUUCCGCUCUCUGUUACCUCUGAAUUAUGGCGAUCCAGGCGGAGUGUUGCGGCAGUCUGGAACAGGUGCAACAGUGGAGGUGAUAUGCGUGGUUGGCGCACUGGUGCUAUGGUCGGUCUCGGUUACACUCUUCGACAGGAACGCAUUGUCAUUCUGGGGGACUGUCUUUCCUAACGUGCGUACCUAUAGCUUUUUGUUGGAGGGUAAUCACUCAAUCUGACUAUCCACGGGGGGUCUACGCAAAGCUCAACUUGACUUUGGCAACAGC
Suillus paluster is the source of this 630-nucleotide messenger RNA. RefSeq names its product voltage-dependent anion channel-domain-containing protein. The record is from RefSeq and is a predicted model, not a curated record. The transcript has 2 exons. Bases 9 to 536 code for a protein of 175 amino acids. Gene Ontology annotation, molecular function: sulfite transmembrane transporter activity. Gene Ontology annotation, biological process: transmembrane transport; sulfite transmembrane transport. Gene Ontology annotation, cellular component: plasma membrane. NCBI's taxonomy places the organism in Eukaryota, Fungi, Basidiomycota, Agaricomycetes, Boletales, Suillaceae.